AUGUUAGCAACGAAUCUUGUGGUUGUGGAAGCCAAACGUGAGUCUUGUACCGACAAUGCAAUGGCACAACUAGCCGCUUGUAUGAGGAUCGUCCACACUACAUGCAAAGAGUCGAAGGAGAACUGUGUGGUGUAUGGUGCCUCGUCUGCUAGGAGGACUCUUCGCUUCUGCCGGAUUGAUAAUGCUGGCGUCUUUGUGGAGCGGGCUUCUAGAGUGAAAUUUCCAGCACAGAGAAUCUAUUCUAUCAUGCAGUCCCUCCUCCAAGCAGCAGCACAUUCAUCACCGACACCGAUGAAGGAUCCUAUGGAAAAGGGCCCUUACUGGAUUGGAAGUUUUCUACCAGGACGAUGUAGACAUGGAGGAAUGCGAAGUCAUCGAUCACUUGCGAGCGUGCUAUGUCUUAUAUGCUUGGCAGUUGAGGUUCAAAGAAGCCAGAGUCAAGAGAGCAGUGGAAUAGAGAAGUUACUUGUACACCUUCCAUUGUCAUUCAGCUUCCAUUAUCUGGAGAUCAACGAGCAAGCCCUGGACACAGAGGAACUAGAGAUCAAACUCGAACGGAUUCCACAGCUCCAGACAUAUGUGCGCGAGCUCGAAUACAUGCUGAGGCAACUCGAGUUCUAUGCUCGCUACGGAGAUUUUUUGCGGAAGCCUGUCGACUUCCUAACCACUUUGCCGAUUCAAGAAAAGUCCCUGGUCGCGAAACACUCGGAGAAAUUUGAAAAGAGAACCGAUUUUGGGAGAAGGCUAUGGUUGGGAAGGAACCGUACACUCUGUGAAACCCAUAUUGGUCAACAAGAAAUGGGUAGAGGGACGCCGGACUGUUUCGACUUUGGGGCGAGCGAGAAGGUGUCAACGACAGACCUUGAGGAGCAUCGAGGAGGUUCUUGA
Molecule: messenger RNA, 888 nt
Organism: Amorphotheca resinae ATCC 22711
Lineage: Eukaryota; Fungi; Ascomycota; Leotiomycetes; Helotiales; Amorphothecaceae
Exons: 4
Coding region: 1-888 (295 amino acids)
Source: RefSeq, a predicted model, not a curated record